Molecule: messenger RNA, 1908 nt
Organism: Mercurialis annua (annual mercury)
Lineage: Eukaryota; Viridiplantae; Streptophyta; Magnoliopsida; Malpighiales; Euphorbiaceae
Product: serine carboxypeptidase 1
Exons: 14
Coding region: 99-1616 (505 amino acids)
Biological process (GO): proteolysis; secondary metabolic process
Molecular function (GO): acyltransferase activity, transferring groups other than amino-acyl groups; serine-type carboxypeptidase activity
Source: RefSeq, a predicted model, not a curated record
GCACUCUUAUGUUCUUUCUUGCAUUAUCUUUUUAACACAAAAAAAUAAACUUUUUUCAGAGAUUCUGUUUUAAAUAUACAAAAAAAAAAAAAAAAAACAUGAUCAAGCCUAUGAUCUCGAGAAGUCCCAUUUUCUUGCAUAGUUUUGUCUGUUUCUUGCUGUUCAGGUCUGUAAUUGUGACUCACUCAGCUCCUCAAGAUGCUCUGGUUCUUGAACUUCCUGGUUUUUCUGGGGCUCUUCCUUCUAAACAUUAUUCAGGAUAUGUGAAUAUUGAUGAAAAUGGUGACAAUGGGAAGAAAUUAUUUUACUAUUUUGUUGAAUCUGAGGGGAAUCCAAAGGUGGAUCCUGUGGUUCUUUGGCUUAAUGGAGGGCCUGGAUGCUCCAGCUUUGAUGGAUUUGUAUAUGAGCAUGGUCCAUUCAAUUUUGAAGCAGCAAAUGCAACAAAAGAUUCACCUAAAUUGCAUCUUAAUCCGUACAGCUGGUCUAAGGUCUCCAGCAUUAUAUAUUUAGAUUCUCCUGCUGGUGUUGGCCUCUCUUAUUCCAAGAAUACAGCUGAUUACAUUACUGGUGAUUUGAAAACUGCCUUGGAUUCACAUACAUUUCUCCUGAAGUGGUUUAAGCUGUACCCAGAGUUCCUUGGCAACCCUUUUUUCAUUGCUGGGGAGUCGUAUGCUGGAGUUUAUGUGCCAACCCUUGCUUAUGAAGUAAUGAAAGGUAUUGAUGCUGGUACAAAGCCUAAGCUUAAUCUCAAGGGAUAUUUGGUGGGAAAUGGAGUAACGGAUGAUGUUUUUGAUGGCAAUGCUCUUAUUCCAUUUGCACAUGGAAUGGGCUUGAUCCCAGAUGAACUAUAUGAGGAGGUGAUAAAUGAAUGCAAGGAAAAUUUCUAUAAUCCACUCAGUGAAACUUGUGAGAGCAAGCUUCUGAAGGUUGAUAAGAAUCUUGAAGGUUUAAACGUAUACGACAUUCUAGAGCCAUGCUAUCAUGGAACAGAUGUAAUUAAGGAGGAUAAUACAGACAGUAAAAUAAGGUUACCUUCGAGCUUCCGGGAAUUAGGUCGGACCGAUAGGCCUUUUCCGGUGAGGAAGAGGAUGUUUGGUCGUGCUUGGCCAUUUAGAGCUCCGGUUAGAGAGGGUAUUGUUCCAACUUGGCCGCAGAUCCUCAAUGGCGACAAUGUGCCGUGCACUGAUGAUGAAAUUGCUACCUCAUGGCUGAAUAAUGCAGCAGUUAGGAAAGCAAUCCACGCCGACGAGGAAAGCGUAUCCGGUGCUUGGGAUUUAUGCACAGAUAGAAUCACCUUUACACAUGAUGCCGGGAGCAUGAUCAAGUACCACCGGAACCUUACUAUGAGGGGAUUCCGAGCGCUCAUUUUCAGUGGUGAUCAUGAUAUGUGUGUACCAUAUACUGGGAGUCAAGCUUGGACAAGAUCUAUGGGUUAUAAAAUAGUUGAUGAAUGGAGGCCAUGGAUCUCCAAAGGACAAGUUGCUGGUUAUGUACAAGGGUAUGACAACAACCUCACAUUUUUAACCAUAAAGGGAGCUGGACAUACUGUUCCAGAAUACAAACCACAGGAGGCAUUGGAUCUCUACAGUCGUUUCCUUGCCGGAAAGAAAAUAUAAGUAGAAUUUCAUGAGACAUGACUAUGAUUUAAACAGUUUUAUACUUAUUUAUGAAGAGCAUAAUAAAAAUAUUUGAUUUCACCACCGGAAACUGAAUGUAGUUAACUGAUAACACUUCAUAGAAUGCUAGUGAAUCAGUCAGCGUAUGUAAUGACUUGCUCUAUGGAUGUAAUUAAGAGACAACUAGCGAGCUACUCGGAAUUGAUGCAACAAAUAUUUUUCAUGUUAUUCGAGUCGAGUUCGAGUCUGUUCAACAUGCUCACAAGUCUAAUAAAUAAUUAUUUUUACCAGA